This is a messenger RNA of Papaver somniferum (opium poppy), 2732 nucleotides long. Its product is annotated as glutamine--fructose-6-phosphate aminotransferase [isomerizing] 2-like. Gene Ontology annotation, molecular function: L-glutamine:D-fructose-6-phosphate transaminase (isomerizing) activity; carbohydrate derivative binding. The record is from RefSeq and is a predicted model, not a curated record. The coding region runs from base 157 to 2235 and encodes 692 amino acids. Lineage: Eukaryota; Viridiplantae; Streptophyta; Magnoliopsida; Ranunculales; Papaveraceae. The transcript is spliced from 11 exons. Gene Ontology annotation, biological process: fructose 6-phosphate metabolic process; UDP-N-acetylglucosamine metabolic process; protein N-linked glycosylation.
UCUUCUACUUUUCUUCAUUCAAACAUUCAAAUCUCUGCCCGUCUCCAUUAUUCUCUUCAAUUCCCACUAUUCAUCCCUUCUCUAUUUAGACUUGUAAACCCAAUCGUCAUCUUAUUCAUCGUCGUCAUCAGAAGAAGAAGAACAAGAGAAGAAACAAUGUGUGGAAUUUUCGCAUAUCUGAAUUACAAUGUUAACAGAGAUAGAAGAUACAUUCUUGAAGUUCUAUUUAAUGGGUUAAGACGGUUAGAGUACAGAGGUUAUGAUUCAGCUGGGAUCUCUAUUGAUUCCUCCGAUCUCACUUCUCUUCCUCAGAUUCAUCACUCCAUUUCCGCAAAAUCUCUUCCUCCUCUUGUUUUUCGCCAGGAGGGUAACAUUGAUUCACUUGUUAAAUCUGUCAACGAAGAAGUCAGUGCCACGGAUCUGAGUUUGGAAGAGUCAUUUUAUGUUCAUGCUGGAAUUGCACACACAAGAUGGGCAACUCAUGGGGAGCCUGCUCCUAGGAAUAGUCAUCCGCAGUCAUCUGGAGCUGGAAAUGAUUUCGUCGUUGUCCACAAUGGUGUUGUUACAAACUACGAGGUCUUAAAAGCAACUUUAGUCCGACAUGGGUUUACCUUUGAAUCCGAAACAGAUACUGAAGUAAUUCCAAAGCUUGCGAAAUAUGUAUUUGAUCAGGCAAAUGAGGGAGAAGGCGACCACUCUGUCACAUUUACUCAAGUUGUAAUUGAAGUUAUGAGGCAUCUCGAAGGUGCAUAUGCUCUUGUUUUUAAAAGUCCACAUUAUCCGAAUGAGUUGAUUGCCUGCAAACGUGGUAGCCCACUUCUCCUUGGUGUUAAAGAUUUGGCUGAAGAUUUGAGUAACGGUACAUCUUUUCAUGACUUAAAGUUCCUCACCAAGAGUGAGCAGCCCAAAGAACUAUUCUUUUCUAGUGAUGCACAAGCUCUUGUUGAACACACAAAAAAGGUCUUGGUGAUAGAGGAUGGUGAGGUAGUACAUAUUAAGGAUGGAGGUGUCUCAAUUUUUAAAUUUGACAAUGACAAGACAAGAGCUAAUGGCACCCUCCCAAGAUCUGAAUCUGUGCAGCGUGCAUUAUCUGUUCUCGAAAUGGAGGUUGAGCAAAUAAACAAAGGACAUUAUGAACACUACAUGCAGAAGGAAAUUCAUGAACAGCCAGAGUCCCUAACUACUACCAUGAGGGGAAGGCUCAUACGGGGAGAUUCUUGCAAAGCCAAAAGUGUUCUUUUGGGUGGGUUGAAGGAUCACCUCAAAACAAUUAGAAGAAGUAGGCGACUUGUUUUUAUCGGUUGUGGUACAAGCUAUAAUGCAGCUUUAGCUGCAAGACCCAUUCUGGAAGAGCUUUCUGGUGUCCCCGUAACAAUGGAAAUUGCAAGCGACCUAUUGGACAGGCAGGGCCCCAUAUAUAGAGAAGACACAGCUUUUUUUGUCAGUCAGUCUGGCGAAACUGCAGAUACUUUGAAUGCACUGGAAUAUGCUUUGGAAAAUGGUGCACUAUGUGUUGGCAUAACAAAUACCGUUGGUAGUGCAAUAUCCAGGAAUACUCAUUGUGGGGUUCAUAUUAAUGCCGGGUGUGAGAUUGGUGUAGCGAGCACUAAGGCAUACACAAGUCAGAUAGUUGUGAUGGCUAUGAUAGCUUUAGUUAUAGGCGAUGACACAAUUUCCAGUCAAGGGAGGAGAGAGGCUAUUAUAGAUGGUUUAUUUGACUUGCCAAACAAAGUGCGGGAAGUACUGAAGCUUGACCAAGAAAUGAAGGAUCUAGCAAAACUAUUAGUGUCCGAGCAAUCUUUGCUUGUGUUUGGAAGAGGUUACAACUACGCAACAGCACUGGAAGGUGCUUUAAAAGUGAAAGAGGUGUCCCUUAUGCACAGUGAAGGAAUACUUGCUGGUGAAAUGAAGCACGGUCCUUUGGCCCUAGUUGAUGAGAAUCUUCCAAUUGUUGUUAUUGCGACUCGUGAUGCUUGUUUCACUAAGCAGCAGUCAGUAAUCCAACAGCUUCAUGCACGUAAAGGUCGCUUGAUUGUAAUGUGUUCAAAAGGAGAUGGAUCACUGGUUUGUCCUGGUGACUCAUGCCGAGUUAUUGAAGUUCCACAGGUUGAAGAUUGCCUUCAACCCGUGAUUAACGUAGUCCCAUUGCAGUUGCUGGCAUAUCACCUCACUGUCUUGCGCGGCUACAACGUUGACCAACCACGGAAUCUGGCGAAGAGCGUGACUACUCAGUGAUCCCUCCUCAGAAUCUGGCGAAGAGCGUGACUACUCAGUGAUCCCUCCUCACUUUUACUCAGUGAUCCCUCCUCAGAAUCUGGCGAAGAGCGUGACUACUCAGUGAUCCCUCCUCACUUUCACUUUCCUCGCAGUAUGCAGAGAACUCCAGAGGCUAUGGGCCGUGUUCAAAACCAGUCCAAGCCUGACAUCAUAUGUAGGCUCUCUUGAAGAGCUUGUGAAUACGACAGAUGAACUUUGGUGAGACUGAGCUGAGCUCCCACGUGCACAUUAUCAUCGGAAAACCAGGGCAAUCCAGAUUUAUCGUUAUUCAAGAUUGAAGCUUCAAGCUUUUAGAUUAGAAUUAGCCUUUAACAGGGCAAUCGAUAUUCAAGAUUGAAGCUUCAAGCUUUUAGAUUACAAUUAGUCUUUACGUACUUCGUGAUGUUGAUUACAAUUAUGUUGAAGGCUUUUACCAGUUCUUUUGCCCUUGUAGAUCAUUUCAGUUUAUUUGUUUA